AUGAUGACCCACAUGUGCCGAUGGUCGCUUGCGCAGCAGCACCGCGCGGUCGAGAUGCCAAAGUUGCGGAGUUCUUCCCUCAACCACUUUGCUAACGCAGUGGCCCUGUUCUUCUUCGACGAAGAUUGCACGGUGGUCUGGCAGAGGAACUGGAAAGUUGCACGCGAAAGAGCUCUUGCCCACACCCAAUCGCCUGAGCUGGGUGCCGACCGUGACAAGCAUUUCAAGCAUGUUGCGGCCAUGGCAUCGAAAGCAUUCCGGCACACCCUGAUUAAGGGUAGAUGGAGCCAGUUGGGGAACGAUCGCGUGAUGCCUGCCUUAGAUCUUCUGGCCUCUGCCUUGGCCAAUGCCCUCGCGGAGGUGGACCGGAGCUACCCGCAGUCUGCAGAUGACCUUCUGCAGCAGGCGCAGCAAGAACUCGGAGCAGCAAGCGAGGUGACCAGCAAGCCGCAGCUCCUUGAAAAGAUCCAGAGCCUGCUUGAAAGCCAGGGGCUUCUGCAAGGCUGUGGGAGCUGCGGCCUUCCAACUCGCCGGGUACGGCAGCUCCUCUCCUUCCUGCCUGUGGCGCGCUUGAAAGUUCACCAUUCCCAAGAUGGCGAAGGGCUUAUGGGUUCGGGCUACCCGGCGGACUUGAUGGCCUUCCUGGAGGAUUCCUCCCUGCCUUGGAAGGCUAGGGCAGAAGUCGACAUCGGCGACCUUCUCUCCGAAGUCUUCGUGAACACUUCUGAUCCAGUGGAAAGGGAGGCCAUGACAGUGAAGUGUGCGAUUUUCGUGCCAUUGAGUGACUCCCCACCGGAGUACCUGGUUCGCCGGCUGAAGUUGGGCUUGCUCUCGCCGCUCUUUGCUGUCAACCAACUUUUCGCAGUGUCUGAGAAGACGGACGUACGGCGCACGCGCUUUUCCAGGGACCGGGCAGUGGCAGAUUUCGUGUGCGAAGCCACCCCGAUGGAGGUUUGCGUAGCAGUCUUCAACGUGCACGGCGCCAUCAAGAAAGAGCCUGAGCUCGUAGACUCCUCCGGGAUCCAAACUGUCAAGGAGAUCACGAAACUUGACAGCGAGACCCGCCAGAGGAUUUGGGAGUCGAUGAAUGCAAAGAUCACGUCUCCAGAAAGACACCUCGUCCAGUUCUUUUCCGAGGCGAUACAAGCAUUCACGACGUUGCCGCAGUCCAGUGCAAAGCCCGAGGUCGAGGAAAACGUGGAAGCGAAGGACGGAAGCGAGCCGGAGGCCGAAGAGGAAGCAGCCACCGACUCCGAUGAG
Symbiodinium necroappetens is the source of this 1260-nucleotide messenger RNA. The record is from the annotation of a GenBank genome assembly. Lineage: Eukaryota; Dinophyceae; Suessiales; Symbiodiniaceae.